Molecule: messenger RNA, 4264 nt
Organism: Schizosaccharomyces cryophilus OY26
Lineage: Eukaryota; Fungi; Ascomycota; Schizosaccharomycetes; Schizosaccharomycetales; Schizosaccharomycetaceae
Product: phosphatidylserine decarboxylase Psd1
Exons: 1
Coding region: 2315-3628 (437 amino acids)
Biological process (GO): phosphatidylethanolamine biosynthetic process
Cellular component (GO): mitochondrion
Molecular function (GO): phosphatidylserine decarboxylase activity
Source: RefSeq, a predicted model, not a curated record
UUUGCGCUUUAUUCACUUUAUUGAAUGUAAAUAAACAAUCCACGCGAAUAUGCGUAGUAACAACUCCUAAGUCACCGUAGCUUUCCGAGCCACAGGUAGCACGGUCAUACUAAUGAGUGUGCAAGACGCGUCCUGGUCAAAAUUCAUUUACUUUUUACCAUACAAAGUGAAGUUUUAGGGUUUCAGAUUUCAGCAGGGAAAUUACGGAUUUACUUGAUUUAUAACCCAAUUACUUAGAAUCCUAGUGCCUUUGUUAAACCUCAAGAAUUCCUUCACUUUUGUUGACGAUAAAAAGGAGGUAGAAUCAUAUGUUAUUUCAUAAAUAAGAUACAGGUGAGGAUAAUUGAAUGUUAAUUCGAAUCCACUCGUGAAUACGCUGACUUAUAUAUCGCGAAAUCCUUGUGGAGUAUUUUGCAUAUACGCAUUGAUGGUGCUCUAAUGGGUUUUGUAAGCAUUCUAGCAGCAAAUGCAUAAUAGGAGCGACGUUUACACAAUGGUAACCUGUUAAAUUGUAUAAAGUGCUACUCCAAUUUCCAUUAUGCAAAACGCAAUAUGCUGUAUAUGCACAGGUAGCCACCAUUUGGCUUGCUUUUUGGCUUAAAAACCUUGGAUCCAAUAUGCUGACUUCAAGAAAGUAUUUAACAGCAAUUCUCAUAUCGGCAUCCCAGUUGUCCGAAAUACUGAGCAACCGUAGGUAUGGCAUAGGGCCUGGCCAUCCUAACUCAUAAUGCAAUACCAUUAAAAUAUACGUUUCCGCUUUGCACAGAUCGCCAACGGUUCCUUCUCCAAGUAGACCACAUGCUUCUUUGUUGCUAGGGGGAUGGAUUUCUUCGUAUUUGGAAGCUAAAAGUAAGGCAGCCAUCCCUAUUUGCUUCAUUUUCGAAAUCGCGACAUUUCUCAAUGAGAAGAAUCUGUCAAAAAUGUUAAUCGUUAAAAAUAAAGUUUCUGGGAGAAGAUUCAUCUCGUAAUGGAUUCCUAUGAUCCAACUUAUGACCACGGUUCUCAUUUCCAGAACGUGAAAAGGAUGAGAAGAUAAAUGACGGUAAUCGGGCAUUAGUCGAGUCUGCGAAAGUUAAUUAGAUUGUAUUUUACUUGGAGAUCCUUACCUCUAAAUGCUUCAUGUGGAAAAAAAUAUCUCUGGCAUAUUCAAUUGAGACUGCAGUAUCUGACUCAUAAUUGGAUUUCAGUUUCUCUUCAAUGUACGCUUCUAUUUCAGUUUCGUCGAUAAAUGUGUUCUCUUGGCUGGUUUCCUCUAAUAUAUCCUCUGGGCUGGUUUCUAAUUCAUCAGACUCAAUGCCAUUAAAUGUCAAGUCAAUUGCUUCUUCUAGAACUGAGUUCUCAUUAGAAGAGCAGGGAAAAUAUAUUUCUUUAAAUUCAUUGUUUAUUCCUUCUCUUCUCGUAUAUUUUCUCUUUUCUUCCGAAUAUGUAUCUCUCGUCUCCGCAUAAUUAGACUGCAGCGGUUUAAGCUCUUUCACUUUCACUGUGGUGAAGUUUUUAUUAUUCGAGUUUUCGUAAUUGUCGAUUUCUUUUAAGGCUUGUCGUUCAAGGCUUGGUUUCAUUUUCAUGGAAAAGCAAGGCUCUCUCAUAUACAUUGAUUCCUGUUUAAGUGCAAAUCAUAAACGAUUAAAUUUCAAUAUGCUGUUUAAUGGAAAUCUUUUUUUGCUUUACGUUAAUUUGAAUUGUUGGUGAAUCUUGAAUUGAGUAGUGAGGUUUUUACAAAAGGUUUGUUUGUUUACAUUUCAGCUAUUUAUGUUUGUUGUCUUAACGUAUCAGAUAUUAUACAACUUGUGAGAAGCGUCAUCUUUAUUCGUAAAAAAUAGAACAGAAGAAAACAAUAAGUUAAUAAGUCACUUAGGAUUCAGACUUGCCUGGUCUUUAUGUUUCAAUUACCGAUAAUUUUCCUUUCUAAUGUGCUUUACUACUCAUGCACUUGACUUAUUAAACAAAUCGUAUAUUUUAACAUUAAUUUGUUUUUUACAGAGAACAAACAAGUACUAUGAAAAUAGAAGAGGCUUGUUUAUGCUCCAUUUGUAACAUACCAACCAACCAAAGUACAAAUAACAUUAUUUUAAGGCUGUAUUUAUAUAGUUUAUAACGAAUACAUGAUCUACUAUAUAUUACAGUGGAAAUUCUUGUUGAUUUAAAAGAAAUAAUGGUGCCUUUUGAAACGAUUGAAACGAUUGAAACGAUUGAAACGCUUGAAACGCGCACUUCCGCCACUAUUUCAAAAUAUAUGGUUUUCCGAUCAAAGUUCAGUUUGUCUUCUAGCUAAAAGCAUAUUCAUUUUAUUUUGGCUGAUAUAAUAAAGCUCAAAAUGCUACAUCCUCAUAAAAUUCCUCGCUUUCCAAUAAAACAACUGAAUUCUGCCAGACCCUUUUUCACAAACGCUCAAUUGCGCAAAAAACGUAAAUUUUUAAGCCUUGGUUUAAGUUCAGCUGGUCUCGGCCUUGCUGGUUUGGCUGGGUAUGCUUGGAAUCAAGAUCGACACGAAAAAAAGCCAACAAAAACUGGUGUUAACGUAGAAGGACCAUGGCACUUUUAUGUACUAAGUACGCUGCCUUUGAGAACACUGUCUCGGUGGUGGGGCUACGUUAAUCGAGUGGAAAUUCCCGUUUCUUUGAGGAAUCCAGGAUUUCGUCUAUAUUCAUGGUUGUUUGACUGUGAUCUGAAAGAAGCUGAAAUACAAGAUUUAAAAGAAUAUCAUAACCUUGCUGAAUUUUUUACAAGGAGAUUGAAACCAGAAAGUCGUCCUAUUGAUCCGGAAGCCCUUCUUGUCAGUCCAGCAGAUGGGAAAGUAUUAAACUAUGGGGUCAUUAAGGGAGGUCAUUUAGAGCAAGUAAAAGGAUUGACCUAUUCUCUAGAGGCACUGUUAGGACAAGAGCAUUUGGCCCGCUUACAAAAAGCGCAUGCUAUUCCUUCGCCAGAGCAUAUUCCACAUAUAAGUCAAGAGGAAUUCGCUCUUGUGAACGGUAUAGAGUAUAGUCUACAAGAUCUAAUGGGACAUAAUAAUGGGUUAUCUCAGAACUCUGUCAAAGAUGCUAGUGUUAACCAGGUUGAUUUGGUGAACUCUACUAAAGUUGCCAUGCGUUCUACAUUUGAUUUCAUGCGUUCUCGAGACCAGAACCUGUUAUAUUACGCAGUUAUUUACUUGGCACCUGGUAAUUAUCAUCGAUUCCAUUCGCCCACAGACUGGGUUGUAGAACGGAGACGACACUUUUCAGGAGAGUUGUUUAGUGUUUCGCCAUAUAUGGUAAGUAGGUUGGGAAAUCUUUUCGUUUUGAAUGAACGAGUAGCUAUGCUUGGUCGUUACAAAUACGGGUUUAUGAGCAUGAUUCCAGUGGGUGCUACAAAUGUUGGAAGUAUUCGCAUCAACUUUGAUAAAGAUCUCUGUACAAACCAGUUUGGACUGUUGGGUCCUACCGGUACUUAUGACGAGGCAGUAUAUACUAAAUCUUCGGCGAUUCUACACGGACAUCCGUUACUGAGGGGUGAGGAAAUUGGAAAUUUUGAACUGGGAAGUACCAUUGUCCUUGUCUUUGAGGCGCCGGCAAAUUUUCAGUUUAACAUCCAACGAGGCCAAGUUGUUAAAGUAGGCCAAUCACUUGGCAACCUUGAAUCUACAGCAUGAGACCACUUUACAUAUAGGAUCAUUCAUUUGUUUUCAAUACUUUUGUCCUUCCUUUUUUGAACGUUUCUACAACUACUGCUUUUUGGACCAAUGAUAUUUUUUGCAUUCGAAAUUUUAUGAUUUAAUCUACAGCAUAUAGCAAAACACUUGUUUGCGCAUAAAAUUACGAGUACUCCAUAAGGAGCAACCGUACUCAACAGCGCAAAGGUUUUUCUAGUCCCUAUUCAUACCGUAACCGGUACCUCCAACUCGAUCCUCGAAAUUUAAUUCCUUCGAAGAGAGUAUAGAAAGAGACAUGCGAGCAAAUUUUAUAUCUUUCAUUUUGCGAUUUGACUUGCACUUUACAUAUUAAAAAAAAGAAGCAUUUAUUUAUGCACCAGGAAUAUUAAAGUAAAUAUGAAAUUUCGUUCAACAAGAGGUAAUAAAUGGUAUAUAUAAUAUAUUGUGACUGUUGUCGAAGAAACAAUUAAUAAACUUUCGCUUAAUAUCGGUUCAAUCAUACAAGUUUUCGGCGUUCUCUUAACGAAGGCUUGAAUAGUUUAGAAAACCAUUCCUUGACCUUUUUCUUGUAAAUAAUAUAUUAGAAUAAGCGUUUCAAUUAAUUCCUAACGACACUUAUAUCUUUCGUGAUGAUGU